Molecule: messenger RNA, 1608 nt
Organism: Penicillium coprophilum
Lineage: Eukaryota; Fungi; Ascomycota; Eurotiomycetes; Eurotiales; Aspergillaceae
Product: cytochrome P450
Exons: 1
Coding region: 1-1608 (535 amino acids)
Molecular function (GO): oxidoreductase activity, acting on paired donors, with incorporation or reduction of molecular oxygen; monooxygenase activity; iron ion binding
Source: RefSeq, a predicted model, not a curated record
AUGGGUUUCACUUCUAUCGCGGUCGUGGUCGGAUUAGGUCUGUUGACACUGUGCAUUCUCAGGAAACAGACAGGAAAAAUAAAGAAAUCUCUCCUCAAGCUACCCCUAAUCGGUGACAUUCACAGCUCCCCCAUUGACAAACCGCUUCUGAACUGGGACGCAUGGACAAGGGAAAAUGGCCCCAUUGCAAUCCCCAAGCUCUUUGGGCUCGUACCAAUUGUGGUAUUAAAUUCAUAUGAGGCCGUGACCGAGCUCUUCAGCCGGCGCAGCCAAUGGUACAGCAACCGUCCACCAUCUGUCAGCAUGGAAAUGAUCACAGAUGCCGCGUCUGGGAAGUCAAAGUUCACACUGAUGCACGACUAUGACGAUCACCUCAAGUUCCACCACCGGAUUUUGGCCCCCAGUCUCGGCGUUCUCGCCGCCCCACAGUACCACCCCCUAAUGGAGCUUGAGUGCAAACAGUUAUUAUUUGAUCUCUCGAGUGCCGCACAGCAAUUGCCCGACGGGAUCAGCACGGAAACGAUCUAUCCGCUACUUGAGCGCACUCAAUCGAGUGUCAUACUGGCCCUGCAUUAUGGUCUGCGCAUCUCAAGUUUUGAAGAGCCGAUCUUGCACGAAAUCAUAGAUAUCCAGACUCAAGUAACUCACCUUGCCGCAAACCCUGGUCUUCCAGAUAUUAUCCCGCCUCUGCGUGAUCUGCCGAGAUUUUUGUCACCAUGGAGACGAGCGGCUGAUAAGCUGUAUGCCACGCAGGUUGAUCUGUAUAUGCGUCUUUUCCGCCACGGGAGGGACUCAGCAGGCUGGAACUCCACCAAGCAGGCGAUUGCCACAGCGAAGAAGUAUUCUGAGAAGGGUGUCCCGGAUCUUGACCUCGCGUUUACCCUUGCAACGUCUAUUCAGGGAGGUAUGGAGACUUCACCGCGGCAGAUGCUGUGGUUAUUCAUUGCAGCGCUCCACCAACCGUCUUUCAUGGCGCGCGCGCAUACCUUGCUCGACGAAGUCGUCGGGCGUGACCGGCUCCCUCAGUUCUCGGACCGUUCAAAACUUGUUUUUAUCGACGCUAUCAUGCAUGAAAUGUUCCGCUGGAGGCCUGUCUCACCGGGAUCUAUUCCUCGUAGGGCAGAACGAGACGACGAAUAUGAUGGUGUCAAAAUCAAAAAGGGAGUCACUCUCAUGGCAAAUGCAUGGGCUAUCGGUCGAGAUGAAAAGGUGUUUGAUCCUGCCCUGGGGAACACUCAGGACUUCGUGCCUGAGCGGUGGCUCCUGUGUGAUGAUGAUGGAGAAGAACGUCUGCGAACGGACCUUCCGUUAGCAGUCUUUGGGCAGGGUCGCCGUAUCUGCCAAGGAAAAAGGGUUGCUACCGACGGAUCCUUCUUGCAGGUUGCUUGUCUGCUGUGGGCAUUUGAUAUCGAGCUCGCUGAUGGGGAAGAGGUGGAUCCGUGGGCGAUGGUCGUUGCUGGGUUUAUGACGACGCCGAAGGGGGUCAAAUUCAGACUCCGGCCCAGAGGUGACUGGGUACUCGGUGUUAUUAAUCAAGAAUGGAAGACGGCGGAGAAAAGUCUAGGAAAGGUUAUGGGAACUGAUGUUGAUGUUGAAAAUAGGUCAUAG